Cantharellus anzutake is the source of this 909-nucleotide messenger RNA. RefSeq lists its product as uncharacterized. The record is from RefSeq and is a predicted model, not a curated record. The coding region runs from base 1 to 909 and encodes 302 amino acids. NCBI's taxonomy places the organism in Eukaryota, Fungi, Basidiomycota, Agaricomycetes, Cantharellales, Hydnaceae. Gene Ontology annotation, cellular component: cytoplasm. The transcript is spliced from 9 exons.
AUGAUAACUGGGUGUCCAGGGCCACAGAUCCAAAUCGGCGCUCAAUUAAAUUCCGGGAGUCGGUCCCCUUUAAACAAUGGCGCCUAUACAGAUUACUGUUUUACCGGAUUCCUUGGCUCAGGAAAAACAAGCAUUAUCUUGUCGCUGCUGCCCAAGUUGCCGAAGGACUACAAAGUUGUGCUUCUCAAGAAUGAAUUUGGUGACGUCGAAGUGGACAGUAAACUGGCAGAACAAUCAUCGCUCACUGCCGUCAGUGAAAUUCUCAACGGCUGCAUGUGCUGUGUACUUGUGGGCCAAAUGAAGACCGCACUGCUGGAAAUUCGAGACCCAUGGGACUUCAAGCUGGACGCCAUCCUUACGGUCAUAGACGCAGAAAACUUUACUGGGUAUGAGGACACCAGCACUACAGCUCGUAUGCAGGCUCAAUAUUCCGAUACAUUAAUUAUUAACAAAUGGGAACAUGUCUCGGAGAGAGCAUUAGAUAUUGUAACGGACCACCUCUACACUCUGAACGAGGCGACUCCAAAGAUCCGUUGCCUCAACCGCAAUGACGUUGAUCCAGCACUUAUUUUCGGUUUGGACACAAAGUUGUUUUCGGAUGCCGCUUGGCUCCAUGAGGAACACUCAUGCCUCCAUCAUGGACUGGAAACACACCAUGACGAAGUUGAAACAGCCACUAUCACACUCAAUCCAGUUGAACAGGCGCUUUCAGUAUUACCCAAAGAUGUGAUAUACCGAGUGAAGGGCUUCAUUUCUUUAGCGGAUGAAGGGAGAGUUAUCCUCAAUUGGGCGUUUGGUCGCUUUGACCUCGUCCCAUACGAGGGGGCAGGGCUGACGAUGAUGGGCGAGAGGGGCGAAGUAAAAAACAAAUGGGAAAAGAGAUUUGUAGAGGCUUUGGAGCGAAGGUAG